This is a messenger RNA of Aspergillus novofumigatus IBT 16806, 1134 nucleotides long. RefSeq names its product putative formaldehyde dehydrogenase. The transcript is spliced from 5 exons. The record is from RefSeq and is a predicted model, not a curated record. NCBI's taxonomy places the organism in Eukaryota, Fungi, Ascomycota, Eurotiomycetes, Eurotiales, Aspergillaceae. Bases 1 to 1134 code for a protein of 377 amino acids. Gene Ontology annotation, molecular function: zinc ion binding; oxidoreductase activity.
AUGACAAGCACGCUCUACAAACCCCAUCCCACCGACAAAAUGAAAGCCGCACAGUGGAUGGGCACACGCUCAAUCCAGCUCGGCACCGUCGCCAAACCAACCAUCACGGACUCCUCGGACGCCAUCAUUCACAUCACCCACUGCACCAUCGGCGGCGCAGACCUGCACCUCUACGACGGCGAACUCAGCGAGUUGCUCUCCAAAGGCGACAUCCUCGGCCACGAGGCGAUCGGUACCGUCGAGGACGUCGGCGGGGAAGUCCGCAGCAUCUCCCCGGGCGACAGAGUCAUGAUCCUCCCCGUGAUCGCCUGCGGACACUGCGAGUUCUGCAAGCGGCAGGAGUUCUCGCUGUGCGACACGACGAAUCCCUCGCGGGAGAUGGAGAGCGCGUACGGACACCGGGUGGCAGGGAUGCUGGGAUUUACGCGGUUGUACGGCGGGUAUCCCGGUGCGCAGGCCGAGUACGUGCGGGUCCCGAACGCGGAUUUCUGCUGUGUGUGGGUGCCGGCGGACAUGGACGCGAAAAAGCUGCUCGGUCUGGCGCAUGUCACGACCGCUGCGUGGCAUGGAUGCGAGCUGGCGGAUCGGCUGGCGGUCCUGCGCGGGGCAAAGAAGGUGUAUGCCGUUGAUAAGGACGCCAGUCGCUUGCAGAUUGCUGAAGGGUUCGGAAUGAUUCCUGUGGAUGUCAGCGUGCAUUCCGAGCCGAGGGGGUUGGACUGCGCGGUCGAGGCGAGUGGGUUCCGGAGUACGCAGAAACCGCAGCAUGCAGCCAUGCGGGCGAUUGGGCUGGAGCACGAUAGCAGUGAUACUGUGUCGGCGAUGAUCAAGGCCACGAGAAAGGGAGGACAUCUUGCACUGCUUGGGGAUUUCUUCUAUAAGACGAAUGAUUUUCCUAUAGGGCCGUUGAUGGAAAAGGGAUUGACGAUCCGGGGCGGGCAGGUCAAUUCCCAAAAGUAUCAUCCACUUCUCUUGGACAUGGUGACGCAAGGAAAGUAUGAUCCUUCGUGGGUGUUUACAUAUGAAGAUGAAUUCGAGAACAUCGCCGAAGACUAUCGCCGGUUCUCCCGGCAUGAGAUUCCUGGAGGGUUGAAGGUGUGUUUGGUGACAGAGUAUGGUCGAGGAGCUGUGAUCUGA